Messenger RNA from Thalassophryne amazonica, 872 nucleotides. It is a transcript of the gene bloc1s3, whose product is annotated as biogenesis of lysosomal organelles complex-1, subunit 3. NCBI's taxonomy places the organism in Eukaryota, Metazoa, Chordata, Actinopteri, Batrachoidiformes, Batrachoididae. The record is from RefSeq and is a predicted model, not a curated record. Gene Ontology annotation, cellular component: BLOC-1 complex. The transcript is spliced from 4 exons. Bases 70 to 660 code for a protein of 196 amino acids.
UGUUUUCUGACCACUUUUAGCUCCGGUUUGGUGUUUUCUAAGCGUGUGUGUGUGUGUGUGUGUAAAGUCAUGUCCAGCAGGUAUCAGAUCGUGGUUCAGGGCGAGGCGUCAGAGACGGACUCAGACGAUGAAGUAUACCUCACAUCCACGGCGCAGCCCGUCGCAGCUGGAACCAAGAUUCCAGGAGAGGCUUCUGAAACAGACAGUGAGGGUGAGACGGAGGAUCAGACACCAAGUAAAGUUUGCCCUGAUGUCCUCAGCCAGGCGAGCACCCCCAUAUUCAGGAGAGACCUGCCCCCUCUCAUCAUAGUGCGAGACCACCCUGACAUACCAUCAGUCGUGGAAGACAAGCCAAGCCCCACCCACAAAUCUCAUGGCAACACGUUGUUACAGCAGAAGCUGCAAGAGUCAAACAGCCGGCUGUAUUCUGACAUGGGACAGACACUACGACAGGUUUACGGCAGUGCCAACCGAGAGGUGCGCAGUGCAACAGCUCAGCUCACGACGUCUCAGAGUGCCAUCAUCAACGCUUCCCACAGCAUCCGAUUAAUCCUGGAUGACUUGAAGGCGGUGUCAGAGAAGAUCGACAUCAUCACCAGCUGUCACCUGCUGCCAGACAUUAACAUCGAUAGUUUGCCCGACACGCCGUCUGUACCGUAAGACAGAUAUCAGUAUCAGGUACAUGACGGUGUAAUCGUAAUUCCCUCCACGGCUGAGGUUCUUGUGUGAGCUUUGCCUCGGCUUUUCUGUUGCUGGCUGACUGGAAAGCUAAUGAACAAAUUUUUAAUUAACAUUGCAGAAUUAUUGCUUUUCAUGAGGUGUUCGGGUCGGGUUGGCAUAGCAACUGGAUCAUGUGACUGAUGUUGGUGAAA